AUGCCCACCAACUUCACCGUGGUGCCUGUGGAGGCGCGGGCGGACGGCGGCCAGGAUGAGGGUCCCGAGCAGACCGAGGCGCCGGGCCCCCCCGAGGGCGGUGAGCCCAACUGCCCGAGCCCGGGAGAUGGAAACCCCGGGGAGAACAGCCCGUUCAUCGGCAGCGUGGAGGUGGACGGAGAGAACGCCUUCGAGAGGAAGAGCAUGGCGCUCUUCGAGGAGGAGAUGGACAGCAACCCCAUGGUGUCCUCGCUACUCAACAAGCUGGCCAACUACACCAACCUGAGCCAGGGCGUGGUAGAACACGAGGAGGCCGAGGACAGCCGGCGGCGCCAGGCCAAGAGCCCCCGCAUGGGCACCUUCAUCGGCGUCUACCUGCCCUGCCUGCAGAACAUCCUGGGGGUCAUCCUCUUCCUGCGCCUGACCUGGAUCGUGGGGGCAGCCGGCGUCCUGGAGUCCUUUCUCAUCGUGUCCGUGUGCUGCACCUGCACGAUGCUGACCGCAAUCUCCAUGAGUGCAAUCGCGACCAAUGGCGUGGUCCCAGCGGGCGGCUCCUACUACAUGAUAUCGCGGUCUCUGGGGCCGGAGUUCGGGGGGGCCGUGGGCCUCUGCUUCUACCUGGGCACCACGUUUGCGGGGGCCAUGUACAUUUUGGGAACCAUUGAAAUUUUUUUGACCUACAUCUCCCCCAGCGCGGCCAUCGUGCAGGCUGAGGGGCCGGGCGGCGAGGCCACAGCCAUGCUGCACAACAUGCGCCUGUACGGGACCUGCACACUGGCCCUCAUGGCCAUGGUGGUCUUCGUGGGUGUCAAGUACGUCAACAAGCUGGCCCUGGUGUUCCUGGCCUGCGUCGUGCUGUCCAUCCUUGCCAUCUACGCCGGCGUCGUCAAGACCGCCUUCGACCCGCCUGACAUCCCGAUCUGUCUGCUGGGGAACCGCACGCUGUCCCGACGUAGCUUCGACGUCUGUGCCAAAGUCCACGCCGCCAACAAUGGCUCAGCGACCACUGCGCUAUGGGGCCUCUUCUGCAACGGAUCCACGGCCGGCGUCUCCUGCGACCAGUACUUUGUCCAGAACAACCUCACGGAGAUCCAGGGCAUCCCCGGUGUGGUUAGCGGCGUCUUCCUGGAUAACCUGUGGAGUGCGUACGCGGACAAGGGGGUGUUUGUGGAGAAGAAGGGCGUGCCCUCAGUGCCCACGCUGGAGGAGGGUGGAGCCGGCGGGCUGCCCUAUGUGCUGACUGACAUCACGACCUACUUCACCAUGCUGGUCGGCAUCUACUUCCCCUCCGUGACCGGCAUCAUGGCGGGCUCUAACCGGUCCGGGGACCUCAAGGAUGCCCAGAAGUCCAUCCCCACUGGAACCAUUCUGGCCAUCGUGACCACGUCUUUCAUUUACCUUUCCUGCAUUGUGCUGUUUGGGGCUUGCAUUGAAGGCGUGAUCUUACGAGAUAAGUUCGGGGAGGCCCUGCAGGGGAACCUCGUCAUUGGCAUGCUGGCCUGGCCGUCCCCCUGGGUCAUCGUCAUUGGCUCCUUCUUCUCCACCUGUGGGGCCGGCCUGCAGAGCCUGACGGGGGCCCCACGCCUGCUGCAGGCCAUCGCCCGGGACGGCAUCAUCCCUUUCCUUCAGGUGUUUGGCCACGGGAAGGCCAACGGGGAGCCCACGUGGGCCCUGCUGCUCACGGCCCUCAUCUGCGAGACGGGCAUCCUCAUCGCCUCUCUGGACAGCGUGGCCCCCAUCCUCUCCAUGUUUUUCCUCAUGUGCUACAUGUUCGUGAACCUUGCCUGCGCCCUGCAGACCCUGUUGCGCACGCCCAACUGGCGCCCGCGCUUCAAGUAUUACCACUGGACCCUGUCCUUCCUGGGCAUGAGCCUGUGCUUCGCGCUCAUGUUCAUCUGCUCCUGGUACUACGCCCUCUGCGCCAUGCUCAUUGCCGGCUGCAUCUACAAGUACAUCGAGUACCGUGGGGCCGAGAAGGAGUGGGGUGACGGCAUCCGGGGGCUGUCGCUGAACGCCGCCCGCUACGCCCUGCUGCACGUGGAGCACGGCCCCCUCCACACCAAGAACUGGAGGCCGCAGGUGCUGGUGAUGGUGAACCUGGACGCCGAGCAGCAGGUGAAGCACCCCCGCCUGCUGUCCUUCACCUCGCAGCUCAAGGCCGGCAAGGGCCUGACCAUCGUGGGCUCCGUGCUAGAGGGCACCUUCCUGGACAAGCAUGUGGAGGCCCGGCGGGCCGAGGAGAACGUCCGGGCCCUGAUGGGCGCCGAGAAGGCCAAGGGCUUCUGCCAGCUGGUGGUGUCGUCCAACCUUCGGGACGGCAUGUCCCACCUGAUCCAGUCGGCUGGCCUGGGGGGCAUGAAGCACAACACGGUGCUCAUGGCCUGGCCCGAGGCCUGGAAGCGGGAGGACAGUCCUUUCUCGUGGAAGAACUUUGUUGACACUGUCCGUGACACCACAGCAGCGCAGCAGGCCCUGCUGGUGGCCAAGAACGUGGAUCUGUUUCCACAAAACCAGGAGCGCUUCAGCGACGGGCACAUCGACGUGUGGUGGAUCGUGCACGACGGGGGUCUGCUUAUGCUGUUGCCUUUCCUGCUGCGGCAGCACAAGGUGUGGAGGAGGUGCCAGAUGCGCAUCUUCACGGUGGCCCAGGUGCACGACAACAGCAUCCAGAUGAAGAAGGACUUGCAGACCUUCCUGUACCACCUCCGGAUCAGCGCCGAGGUGGAGGUGGUGGAGAUGGUCGAGAACGACAUCUCAGCCUUCACCUACGAGCGGACGCUGGUGAUGGAGCAGAGGUCGCAGAUGCUGAAGCAGAUGCAGCUGUCCAAGACGGAGCAGGAGCGGGAGGCUCAGCUAAUCCACGACAGGAACACCAUCUCCCACUCUGCCAUGGCCGCCAGGACCCAGGCCCCGUCCACGCUGGACAAGGUGCAGAUGACCUGGACGAAGGAGAAGCUGGUGGCCGAGAAGCACCGGAAUAAGGACGCCAGCGUGUCCGGGUUCAAGGAUCUCUUCAGCCUGAAGCCAGAAUGGGGAAACCUGGACCAGUCCAACGUGCGGAGGAUGCACACGGCCGUGAAGCUCAAUGGCGUCGUCCUUGACAAGUCCCAGGAUGCCCAGCUGGUCCUGCUCAACAUGCCAGGCCCCCCCAGAAACCGGCAGGGGGAUGAGAACUACAUGGAGUUCCUCGAGGUCCUGACUGAGGGGCUCAACAGGGUCCUCCUGGUUAGGGGCAGCGGCCGGGAGGUGGUCACCAUCUACUCCUAA
Molecule: messenger RNA, 3267 nt
Organism: Mesoplodon densirostris (Blainville's beaked whale)
Lineage: Eukaryota; Metazoa; Chordata; Mammalia; Artiodactyla; Ziphiidae
Gene: SLC12A7
Product: solute carrier family 12 member 7
Exons: 25
Coding region: 1-3267 (1088 amino acids)
Biological process (GO): chloride ion homeostasis; chemical synaptic transmission; potassium ion homeostasis
Cellular component (GO): membrane
Molecular function (GO): potassium:chloride symporter activity
Source: RefSeq, a predicted model, not a curated record